AUGGCAAAUCUUCCACGCCUUUACCUCCUGUCCACAGCGACUUCAUCCACAACAUUUCUCUACCAGACCCGAACUCUCUCGCAAUUAUAUCAGAGGUCCCCAUUGGUCCACCAAUUUCACCGCGAAUAUUCUACCGAACAAAAAGAUCCAGGGAGAGAAGUAAAAGCAGUUGGUUCUUCAGCAGACCCAGACCUACAAGACCAAAAUGACUCCACAAAAUCAACACCAACCGAUCCUCCACGACGCACAAGCUACCUCCGUCAUCGCGGUGCUGCAGUUCCUCGCCCAAAAGUAAAAGGAACUAAACCGUCGGCCCCAAGACUGAAGCUCAACACGAUCACUCGAAAUGAGCGGGAGGCUUUUGGGGGUCUCUUGACCAGGUUGAAUACUGCGCAGAAAAGCCCACCGCUGGAGACCCAUGAGCCAGAUUCGGUACCAAAGACCGAGGACCUCUUGGCCGUAAUGAGCAUUUUUGAAUCGAUCCUGGAGGACAAAAGCGCCGCCGCCAAGGAGUCUCGAGCCGCCAAGUUCCAGGACGGCACGCUAUCAGACAAAGGCCCUUCUCGCAAAAGCGACCAACCAGAGGAAACAGUCUAUGAGGCAGAGGAUGUCCGAAUCGGCGAUCUGGGUUUGGAGGUAUCCAGUGCAGGAACCAAUGCAGAUUCCGUUGUCACCCUGACAGAGGCAGUGAACAUGAUUGUGGAGCGAGAGGCGAAGAGAAUUGAAUCCGAGCUUUUCCAGGCCGUUGAGCAGGGCAAGGGCGAUGCAGGCCUCUGGGCUGUCUGUAGGGAACGGAUCUUCACUAUGAUAAGUCAUAUAGGAGGUCCGAUUAGUGCAAAUGACCAGAAUCUGGAUCCCGACUCUGUCAACGCAGCGCAUUCAUCCGGGCCGUUGAACAUCCCGGCCGCGGUCCCAGCUGGCCCCGUGGUCGCGAAGCUCUACCCGCAACUUCUCCUUCUCGCAUUCAGAAUCCUUAGCACCCAUUUCCCGCAAUCACCACUCAUCAGCCAAUUCCGGACUGCGGCCAAAGCGCACGGCAGCUCUUCUGCAUUCUUGGGAACCUCUCAGACCCUUUGCGACGAGUUGAUGGAUUUUUACUGGUACAGCUGCAACGAUCUCCCUGCGGUGGUUUCAUUCCUACGUGAUAUGGAUACUGCUGGCCUGGAUCCAAGUCGCCGGGUUCGCAAGCUUCUACGAGACAUCGUUCAACAACAUGAUCGGGAUGUGAAGUCCACCCGCAAAGCUGGAGGUGAACAUUUUUGGGAUGCACCGCCGAAUCAAAAAGCGUUUCAUGAGCUUGCAGGGUCGGGUGGCUGGAUUGAAACCAUCAACUCUCGCAAGCUUCAACGGCGUAGGACUGCCAUACCCGUGCCGAGGAUGUGA
Messenger RNA from Penicillium odoratum, 1383 nucleotides. RefSeq lists its product as uncharacterized. The transcript has a single exon. Bases 1 to 1383 code for a protein of 460 amino acids. NCBI's taxonomy places the organism in Eukaryota, Fungi, Ascomycota, Eurotiomycetes, Eurotiales, Aspergillaceae. Gene Ontology annotation, cellular component: mitochondrion. The record is from RefSeq and is a predicted model, not a curated record.